Molecule: messenger RNA, 555 nt
Organism: Arvicola amphibius (Eurasian water vole)
Lineage: Eukaryota; Metazoa; Chordata; Mammalia; Rodentia; Cricetidae
Product: keratin-associated protein 13-2-like
Exons: 1
Coding region: 43-555 (170 amino acids)
Source: RefSeq, a predicted model, not a curated record
UCCUUUGAGGUACAUCCAUCUGAGCUCACAUCUCCUCUCAACAUGGCCUACAGCUGCUGUUCUGGAAACUUCUCCUCCCGCUCAUUUAGGCGCUGCCUGCCCUCUUCAGGUUCCUCCUGUGGCUCUUCCUACCCCAGCAACCUGGUCUACACCACUACCAGUUGCUCUCCCAGCCCCUGCCAGGUGGAAUCCUCUCUGAACACUGGCUGUCAGGAGACCUGCAUUGAGCCCACCAGCUGCCAGACGUCCUACGUGGUGUCCAGGCCCAGCCAGACACCCUGCUACUACCCGAGGAGCUCCACACCUUGUAGUCCCUGCCGGGGAACAUAUGCUGAGUCUCUGAGCUUUGGAUCCAGCAGCUGCCGUUCCCUGGGCUAUGGAUCUAGAAGCUGCUACUCAGGGAGUUGUGGAUCCAAUGGCUUCAGACCUCUGAAUUGUAGAAGCUAUGGAUUCCCUUCUCUGUGUUAUGGGUCUAGAUUCUACUACCCAGCAUACUUGGCUUCUACAACAUUCCAACCUUCUUGUUAUAGAUCAAUCUAUGGCAUUACCUUCUAG